Messenger RNA from Tetrahymena thermophila SB210, 3960 nucleotides. RefSeq lists its product as hypothetical. The transcript is spliced from 3 exons. The record is from RefSeq and is a predicted model, not a curated record. Lineage: Eukaryota; Ciliophora; Oligohymenophorea; Hymenostomatida; Tetrahymenidae.
UUUUGUAAUAAUAUUAGGUAAAAAAUUAAAUCUGUAUAAUUUGUAGACUCGCAUAUAAUUUAUAAAACAAAUUCAAUUCAAAGUAUAAACAAUAUAUAAAAUAAUCAACAAAAUAUUUUUGGAAAAAGUUGUUAGAGCAAAAGUUUAGAUUAGUUAUUGAAAAAUAGAAGAAUGCGCAAGGAUAAAUUGUUAAAUUUAUUUUAUAUAUUAAACAUUUUGUUUAAUUAUGCUCAAUCUUAAGGAUAGUUUAGUAUUAGCUAUUGCUAAAGCUUAGGAAUAUAAAAUUGUUUGAUGUGUAGUCCUUCUUCUACUUAAUCUGGAUAGAAUACAUGCUAUUAAUGUACAGAUAACUAUGCAUUAAAUGUAAGUUAAACAGAAUGUGUUUUAAAUUUAGGCUAAUGUGCUUAGUUAGAUUAAAAUAAUUAAUGUGUUUUAUGUAAAUGCUCUUAUGUGUUAUUUGAAUAUACUGACCCUAAUUAAGUAGGAAAUAUAGUAAUGAAGAAAUGCGUUUCUGUAACAACACCAGGUGUAUCUCAUGGUUGUGCAGUCUAUCUGAUUUAAAAUUAAUAAAUGAAUUGUAUAUAGGCAAAUAUAAAUUAUGUCUUAAAAAAAAGUGUAUAACCAUAUGUAGUAGUUCCUCAUAAUGGAAGUUUUUGUGCAGAAAUAGCAUCAGAUGGAGUGACUUGUGUAAAAUGCUAGCCUGGUUACUAAAAUAUCAAGGGUUAAAACACAUGCUUUAAAGGAACAAGCCCUAUUUACAAUAGUUAAAUGGCAUACUAUGAUACAACUUCAUAAACUAUAAAACCUUUAGAUCCAACUUGGUAUGCUGAUCCUAAUGGUGUUAUUCCUCCAAUUGCAAAUUGUCAAUUUUAUUCACCAAUAACAAAGAAUGGGCCUGGUACAUGCGAAAGUUGCUUUGAUGGGUAUACACCCUCAAAAGAUAAAUCAUAGUGUCUUUUAUAUAAAGAUUCUCUUUGUGCAUAUGCAUAAAUUGAUUCCAGCAAUAAGGUCACUUGUUCUGUUUGCUUUAAUCCUUAACUUUACUAUGUUGAUGGUAAAACUGGUAAUUGUGUUAUGAGAUAAAAUUUUAAAUCUUAAAAUUGUGCUACUCUCGAUCCUUAUAGUGACGGAUGCUUAAUUUGUGCAAGCAAUUAAUAUCAACUAUUAGAUGGAAUAUGCUUCUUAUCAAAUGAUUAAUAAUUAUUAGCGCAUUAAUAAAACGCUUGCUUACUCCAAUAACAAACAAUAUGCUAAAUUUGUAAAAAUAAUUAUAUUUUUGCAUUAAAGUAUAACUAAUGUGUAAAUUAAAUUAGCAACUGCUUAUUAGCAACUGAUGAAUAUAAUUGCAGUGUUUGUUUUAAUCUUUACCAUCUAUUUUAAGAUUCUAACGGCUUUUAAAAAUGCACUAUUAAUACUACUACUUCUAAUUGUAUUUAUUCAGAUGGAAAAACAGAUUCCUGCUAAUUAUGUGCAAAUCUUUAUUUUUUAUAAACAAAUACUUAAGGUUUAUAAUAGUGUAACAAAAUAACAAAUUAUAGUAAUUGUUAUUCUAAUGAUGGAAAAACUGACAAUUGUACCUUAUGUCAAGUUCAAUACAAUUUAAAAGGUAGCCCUUAAUGUGUUUUUGACUCUACAAAUUGGUGCAGUAACCUACCAUCUAGUAAUACAUGCAGUAAUCCAAAUACUUAAUCUUAUAAUUAAUGUUGUUAUUCCAAGCCAGCCAUUCCAAAUUGUGCAAAUCAAUAAGCUGAUAAUAAAUGUAUUGAAUGCAAUAUCGAUUAUUAUUUAAAUAGCGAUUAAACUGCGUGUAUUCCUGUUAAUCUAUUUAUUAACUGUGUUCAAUAAAAUGGUAUGAUAAAUCAAUGUAGUUAAUGUAACCCGCCUGUUUCUUCAAACUAAAAUUGCAUUUCUUUAACUAUUUCUUAAACUGAAUGUAAAAUAUGUUAUUUACCAACAUGUAAAACUAUUUCAUCAGCUGGAUUAUGCCAAAGUUGUUAAUCUGGUUAUUAUAUUGAUACCAAUGUUUGUAAAAAAAUUUAAAACUGUUAAGAUUCGGAUGGUAUAAACAAUACUUGUACAAAAUGCAAUAAUCUUUAUUAUCUCAAAAGUAACAUUUGCUACUAAAUUACAAAUUUUACUAAUUGCUAAACUUCAGAUUAAUAAACAGAUAUAUGUAGUCAAUGCAAUAAUUUAUAUUAUAUUAAUAGUAACAUUUGUACCUAAAAUAAUAUUCCUAAUUGUAGCACUUCAAGUGGUAAAACCUAAGACUGUAUAUAAUGCAAUCCAAGUUAUUUUUAUAAAGACAAUACUUGCCAAAUAACAAUACCAAACUGUUUAUUUUACUAAAGUAGCUCAUUGUGCUCUCAAUGUUAAAAUAUGUACUAAUUAGCAUCAGAUAAAAAAAGUUGCCAAAAAAUAACGAAUAUACCUGCAAAUUGCUUUUAAACAGAUGGAGUGUAUUCUGCUUGCAAAUAAUGUGUGAAUUUAUAUUUUUAAUAUAGUAAUGCUUGUAAACCAGUUAAUUUAAAUUAAUGUUCUUAAUCAGAUGGAUUAUUACAAUCCUGCUUGAAAUGUGGAUAAUCAUUUUAUGAAAAGUAGAUUGUCCCUUCAAGUAACUAGCAAAGCUUUUUCCCUAACCCUUACAUAACAUGCUUACAAAAAUCUCAAAUAAAAAAUUAUAUAGAGGGCUGUAAAAGAUAUGUAGAUACUUAGACUGUUGAAAGUUGUAUACUUUGUGAAGAUGCAUACUUUCUUACUUUUGAUUAAAAUAAAAAUUAAAUCUGUUAACUUAGAACAUUUAUUAUAAGCUAAAAUUGCAAAGUAUUUAGUAAUUCACUUACUAGUAAUUAAUCUAGUAAUAAUUAAGAUGUAUGCGAUUAAUGUAAUAAUGGUUACAUUCCUUAAGGGAAUUCAUGCUAAGCAAUAGCACCAAAUAAUUAAGUAGCUAAUUGUUCAGUUUAUUAAAUUAACACUAGCUAAUGUCAAUAAUGUGUCUAGGACAAUUCUGGAAUAUAAAAGUUUUAUCUUAAUGGAAAUUAAUGCCAAGAUAUUUCAUCUUUGAAUUGUAAAACUUACUAAAAUUAAACAUGCAAAGAAUGUGCUAUUAACUAUUAAUUAAUGCAAAAUGGUUAAUGUGUUUAAAUACCUAUCAUAAAUUGUUUGAAUUUUGUAUAAAAUUCAUAAGUCUAAUGUACAUUAUGCAGAAAUCAAUACUAUCUGUCAGGAAAUAAACUUUCUUGCUUACCUCAUGAUGUGACCAGUAAUCCAAAUUGUGCUUAAUUUUCCUAAACUGUUUAGAAUUAAUGUUUAUAGUGCCAAAACCUUUAUUAUUUAAAUUCUAAUGGAAUUUGUGUUGGUGUAACUAUUCCUAACUGCCAAAAUAAUACGUCUAAUAUGAAUACUUGUGAUAUUUGCAUGAAUAAUUAUAUCUUAACUGGAAGUAAAUAAAAUUGUAUAUAGGAUACAACAAAUUCAUACUGUCUGUAGAUCUAACAAGAGAAUUUAAAUAGCCCUUAUUGCAUAAAAUGUUAGAAAGGAUAUUCUAUGCAACCUAGUCAAUUAUAGUGCCUAAAUAAUAUAAAUAUGUCGAUAAAUUGUGCUUAAGUUGAUUCUAAUUUAGCAUGUACAAAAUGUGAAGAAGGCUAUUUUUUAAAUAGCCUUUAAUAAUGCUUGAGCUUUUAAUCAAUUUGCUCUAUUGUUGGGUGCGAUUAGUAUUCAUUAACAUCUUACUAUGAUAGUUACUUUUGUUAGUAAUGUAGCACCUAAUAGUAAUAUUUUAGUAGAGGAGAUGGAAAAUGUUAAUAUAACCCUAAUUCGAAUGUUCCUAGGGAUAAAGGAGAUGGAACCUUUUUAGGUGAUGGAGAAAUUUAUAAGAUACCAAGUUAAGUUAGUGACUAAAAGUCGUAAUAAGCAAUAAUUUUUAUAAAUUUAUUAUAAAUUAUUGCUAUUGCUUUUUUAUGA